Messenger RNA from Dicentrarchus labrax (European seabass), 6701 nucleotides. RefSeq names its product protein TANC1-like. The transcript has 29 exons. Bases 148 to 5862 code for a protein of 1904 amino acids. Gene Ontology annotation, molecular function: protein binding. The record is from RefSeq and is a predicted model, not a curated record. NCBI's taxonomy places the organism in Eukaryota, Metazoa, Chordata, Actinopteri, Moronidae.
GGAGGUGCAGCACUUCUUAAUUGGACUCCGCGAGCUUAAAUGGUCUUCCAUCAGCUUCCUGUGGAUUCAUGUGAAGACAUGCAGGCAUCAAACAAGACUUAAGAACAGUCUUUCACAGGCAGUAGAUAGUAAAGCACCAGUCCAGCUAUGUUCAGAGCAGUGUUUGGAAACAAGAGAGAGGGAGGAGGAAAACAAGGAGGAAAACAAGGAGGAAAAAAGAGCCAGAGACAUCCAGGUGGAGAGGUGUACAGUCACAGCACCUUGCAGAGGGAUAGUGGCGGGCGUGCCACACACUUCCAGGACCAUGACAGUGGCUACACUGAAAGCCCAGUAAAACUGAUGAGACUGACCAAGGGCAUGUCCAUUUCUUUGCCAUCCUCCCCUCUUCUCCCUCGCCAGGCCAACGUGGUUCCCUCUCAGUCUUGCAUCAAGUUCACAGGACGGGUAAGGAAGCUGGAGUAUGUGGAUGGCUCUUCCAGUGCGAGAGAACCUCCUGUCUUUGCCUCGUGCCGUGGCAAGACAGACCACAGAGAUCUCCACGUGGAGCCCCAGCUGGGCUCCUCCCUUUCUACCCAGGAACUGAUGACCAGACUAUGCUUCUUAUUGGGAGAAGUAACACCCGGCACUGCUAGCUCUCCUAUGGAGGACAGGAGGGAAAAGAAGUGUGAUACCUCUGCCCAGGGGGGGAGUCCCAGCUCCACCCUGACCUGCAGCACUGCCUCCCCCUGUUCAGAGAGCCCUUCUUCUACCUUGAGCACCAGUGCUGGAGGCCAGCCUUUGCCCCAGCCUUUACCCUUACCUUCACCGCAUUGCAGCUCCAGCACCAGCCCCAGUGGAACUCUUUCCAGCCCUGCACCCAGCCCCGCCCCUUGUCCUGCUCCGGGACCCAUCACCGGGAGCAGCCCUGGGCCUCCUUGUCAAAGCCCGACCUCCACCCUGGAGAGCAAGGAUAGUGGAAUCAUAGCAACCAUCACUAGUUCCUCUGAGAAUGAGGAGCGCAGCACCUCCAGUGAGGUUCUGACUAAGGAUGAAGGCCUGGGGGGCGGUGCUGGUGUGAUGGGCCUUGCAAGCGAGGAUCGCCAUCCUGGGCCAACCAGGGACAAACUUACCACCCAACCAGAUGAGGCCUUACCUAGGACUGACAUCAUGGAGCCCAGGACUCCACCAGCACCGAAAAGACCCCUCCCACAGCACCACAUACACUGCACUUCCUCCCUUGUGAUGCCCCGUCCAAAUUCUGUGGCAGCAACCAGCUCUACUCGACUGGAGGAUUUGAGUUAUCUGGACAACCAAAGGGCUGCUGGACACAGAAGCUCCGUCCGUAAACACAACACAGCUGGACGCACAAAUGAUGACUCCAAAGGGAGAUUGGUGCCAUUCAAACAAGCCGACAUCAUGCUAAAACCGCUGCUGUUUGAAGUCCCCGGCAUCACCGCAGAAACACCUUUUGUUGGCCGGGAUUGGCUCUUCACACGUCUGGAGGAGGUCCUGAGAAAAACGAGCAGCUGUGAGGGACGCGGGGCUGUCAUUGUGGGUAACGCAGGAUCCGGCAAGACUGCUAUCAUCUGGCGACUGGUGACGCUCAGCUGUCAUGGCAUGCGCACACCACAGGGAGGUCCCAGCAUCCUUCACAGCCCCAGCUCCUCCCCUAAAUGUGGGGAUAGGCAGGGAAAAGCAGCCUCCAAACAGCCAGCUGAUUCCCAGCCCAACCAGAGUGCUGUUGCAGGAACAAGCGAUAGUACAGCACAGAGGAAGGAGGCUGUCAGAUGCCUAGCUGCCAAGGUGGUAGCUUACCAUUUCUGUCAGGCUGACAACACCUACACCUGCCUGGUGCCGGAGUUUGUACACAGUGUCGCCGCCCUGUUGGCCAGAGCUCCACAGCUCACCCCGUACAGGGAGCUGUUGGUACAAGAGCCUCACCUACAGAACACACUCAGCCUGCGAUCCUGCGUUCAAGACCCCAUUGCUGCCUUCCGAAAGGGUGUCCUGGAGCCCAUAGCCGGCCUGCGCAAGGAGCGCAGGCUACCUGAAGAAGACUACAUCAUAUUGGUUGACAGCCUUAAUGAGGCAGAAUUCCAUAAGCCUGACUAUGGGGACACCAUUGCCACUUUCAUUACCAAAAUAAUCUCCAAAUUUCCGCUCUGGCUUAAGCUGGUGGUCACAGUAAGGACAGGCCUGGUGGAAAUCACUACCCUUCUUCCCUUCUCUGGCAUCUCUCUGGACAUCCUGCCAGACAGCAGUGAUCUGGGAGCUGACCUGAGUGAUUACAUCCAUCACCGGGUCAGCAGCAGCACACAGGUCGCCGCGAACGUCACCACGCCAACAGGCUCGGCCCCUGAUCAGCUGCUCCUCAGCAAGUUUAGCAGCCACCUGUCAACACGGAGCCACGGCUCCAUCCUAUACCUUCAGCUGACCCUGGAUCUGUUCCACAAAGGACACCUGGCUCUGAAAGGAGGAAACUACCUGGUGGUGCCUGUUUCCCUGUCAGAGGUGUACCUGCUGAUGUGUCGUGUGAGCUUUCCGGAUAAAGAGGUCUUUGAACGGAUACUUCCGGUGCUAAAUGUGGCACUGGCAUCUCUGCACCCACUGACUGAUGAACAAAUGUUCAGGGCACUGAAUGCAGGCAGUGUGAGGGGGGAGCUAGAGUGGAAAGACUUCCAGCUGAGAUUAGACAGCCUGGCUGGAUUCAUGGUGAGACGCAGGGAUGGUACACGGAUGCUGUGUCAUCCCUCCUUCAGAGAGUGGCUGGUUUGGAGAGCAGAUGGAGAGAGCACAGACUUUCUCUGUGACCCUAGGAGUGGCCACGCUCUCCUGGCCUUCAUGUUCUCCAGACAGGAGGGUAAGCUGAACCGGCAGCAGACUAUGGAACUGGGACACCACAUCCUCAAGGCUCACAUAUUCAAGGGUCUGAGUAAGAAGACAGGUGUGUCCUCCAGCGUUCUUCAAGCGAUGUGGGUGAACUGCAGCACAGACAGUUUGUCCGCUGCACUGGCCUCCCUGAGGAACUUAUAUACACCGAACAUCAAGGUAAGUCGUCUGUUGAUGCUAGGUGGUGCCAGUGUGACCUGGUGUACAGAGGUGGUAGGACACGCCCCGAUUCUUGCUGUUCACGCCCACCUGGGGCACUUGGAGAUGGUAGCGCUGCUGCUUGAAAUGGGCGCUCCCGUAGAAGGGACCACUGACAGCGGCAUGACGCCACUCUGUCUGGCAGCAGCUGCAGGACACACCGACAUCGUCAGCCUGCUCUGCAAGAAAGGGGCCAAGGUGGGCCAUGCUGAUAAGAAUGGCCAGUGUGCACUGGUCCAUGCCGGGCUGAAGGGCCAUGCAGAAAUCAUCAACAUAUUACUGGGCCAGGAUUGGGGAGCAGAGAUCCCCACUGACCCACAGCAGCAUCACAGCAAUGAGACUGUGACUGGAAAAAAACAGGCAGCACAGCAGGCAGCUACAGCUGCAGCUAGCGUGGGACACACACAGGUGGUGAAGAGCUUGCUGGACUUGAAAGAUGAACAGCUGGCAGUGCAGAUGGACGCUCACGACUCUCUCUGGGGAGAAACGGUGCUGAGCGCAGCAGCAGGGAGGGGGAGGAUGGAGAUGUGUUCGUUCCUCCUGGAGGGGGGGCCAGGCCUGGAGAUACCCAACCGCAGGGGGAUGGUCCCGCUGCUCAGUGCCACCAAACAUGGACACACACAGGUUGCAGAGUUGCUGCUGAAGCAAGGUGCAGAUAUCAAUGUCAGCGACAAGCUGGGUCGCACUGCACUGAUGCUGGCUGCCUCUGAGGGCCAUAUGAGCACUGCAGAACUCCUGCUGUCUAAGGGUGCCUCUCUGUCCUCUGCUGAUCAGGAGGGGCUGACUGCACUUAGCUGGGCCUGUCUGAAAGGCCAGAAAGACGCCGUGCAGCUUCUGGUGGAGGCAGGCGCAGACCUGAACCAACCAGACAAACAGGGACGGACUCCUCUCGACCUAGCUGCUCUUAAUGGGGAUGCAGAUACAGUGCAUUGUCUGGUGGAACAUGGAGCAGUGCUGGAAAGGGCCGACAACAACGGUACCAGAGGUUCAGACAGGACGACGGGCUGCCAGAACCCGGCCCUGGUGGCCUCGCUGCUUAAGAAAGGAUCAAAGAUGGGCUACAGAACGGCUCCGCAUGAUCGAUCAGGUCAUGCUACGUGGGCUAUGGCUUCCUCCAAACCAGAUAUUCUCCUCAUCCUGCUGCAGAAGCUGAUGGAGGAGGGUAACAUACUUUACAAGAAGGGACGUAUGAAGGAGGCAGGCCAGCGUUAUCAGUAUGCCCUGAGGAAGCUACCUCGUGAGGGGCAAGGAGAGGAGCUGAAAGGGCUCAAAGACCUGCGGGUCUCCCUCUAUUUAAACCUUUCCCGCUGCCGCAGGAAAACCAAUGAUUUUGGAAUAGCUGAGGAGUUUGCAACAAAAGCCUUGGAACUCAAGCCCAGGUCUUAUGAAGCGUAUUAUGCCAGAGCACGUGCCAAGAGGAGUAGCAGGCAGUUUGCUGCAGCGCUGGCAGACCUCCACGAAGCAGCACGACUCUCCCCGUCCAACCGGGAGAUCCGGCGCCUGCUGGUACGGGUAGAGGAGGAAUGCAAACAUCAUCAGAAGAUAUCCAGCAACAACACGACACAAGGUUACAACAGGGACCCACACACCCACCACCAUCAAGCCACAGAGGAGGAGACAGACGUCUAUUCACAGGGAAGUCUGGAGAGGCAAGUCCCCGCAGAGCAAACUGAUGCAGAGAAGGAGGAAGAGAAGGAGGAUGGUGAGGAGGUGAGCCUGCAGUGUGGGAAAAGUCCAGAAUUUUGGCCACUGAAUCCGUACGCUCCAAACAGGACUCUCCCUGGAGGUGUGGCCUUUGGUUUGGCAGAUCAGUCGCCAUGUUAUCCUCAAGAGGAAUAUGUGCAGAACCAACUGUUUGUGGAAAUGCCUGAGCCUGUUCCUGCUAUCAACAGGCAGACCCAGAACCAGAGCAGCAGGACUCAUCACCACUGCCACUCCCUGCAGUCAGGGAGCAGAGUUGGGGGCAGGCCUCUCUCUCUGUGCGGUCCAUCCAGUCCUUUGCCAGGCAGACACAUCUCCACCUCCCUGAGGCCAACACCGGUGAUGGGUAUUGACAUCGGCCCUGGAUCAGCCAACGAACAUUCUGGACACAGCCCCACUGAGCACUAUCACCCCAUGUCCCCCAACAGCUCCUCACCACCUGGGCCUCUCCAGAUGUAUCAGCCCCGCUCCUCCAGCUUCUCCAGGGGCUCUGACAGACUCUCCACCCACUCUGUGGCUCUGGAGGGCCUGGCUCUCGCUCUGGGGUCUGGUAUAGAGGUUAGGAGGGAGGGCGGUGGAGGAGGAACAGCAGGCUCAAGGGGCUCCAGCUCCAGUCAGGCCUCCAGUGGGAACCUAUCAGACGGUGGCAGACAGCAGGUACAGGACGCUCCAUGCCCCAUUAAGAGCAGUGGUAGCUUCAAGACAAAACCUGAGCUAAAGCCUCGGCCCUUUAUGGGGGUAAUGGACAAAUCAGUGCGAGUCCAGGGCCAGCAGACCUCUGGCCUGAGCCGACAGGGACAGGGGGGAGGAGGGGUAGAGAGUUUCAGCAUGUCAGUGAUGGAGUUUCAAGGGUUCAACAACGACUUCAAACGUGCUUCAUUCCAGGAGCAGCUCUCUGGAAGUCAGGCCAACAGCCAGCAGCAGGGCCGGGACUUUGGAGAGCGGCUCCACCAGAGAGAGGCCAGAGGCACCACGUCCUCCCAGCUUCGCUUCCCUGAAGGAAGGCACAGACAGGCGAGCCUAACAAGAGACAACCCGGCUCUGCAUAUGGCUCCCAUCAAACCCAAACGCUCAUUUAUAGAGUCCAACGUCUGAAUAUAGUUUAUCAAAGCACAGAUACAGGCCAUUUUCAACAAACUAAGUCCCACAUAAGGUAGCAAGGGAGACUGGUUUGAGAACAGUCCCUUCCCUGAGCCUGUUUUGUAGAGUUAUGCUGCUGCACUGCAUUUACAAUCUAGAACCAGUGUUCAACUCAGGCUACUAUGCUUUUGCUUUACUUACAUGUCUACAGCUACACUAGUGUAUUCAAUAAAACCUGACAUACCUUAAGUAGGGAUUUAAAAAAUAAGUAGUAUAUUGUCUAAACUUUUAAUUUAUUAUAUCAAAUAUAAAGUCAGAGAAAGCUUUGUGCACGAAUAUAAAAACCUCAUGUUAUUAGUUGCAGGAUAUGACCAUUUCUAUUGUCAAGUGUCUUUUAAAAAACAUUUAUAUUUGUACGGUGUACACUAUAUUUGCAGAUUAUAUAUUUCCCUGUAAGUGGUUAUCUGUCAGCAUUACGGGCUUAAAAAGAAAUUACUUUGUGAACUUGAGAUUCUUUUUCUUGGUACAUUUGAUAAAAAAAAGGCACUGUACAUGACAUUGUUGGAAACUUAUUGUCAUAAUCUACUACUGAAUUGAUUGCUUCAAUAUUCACAGUAUAUGUUUAUUUAUUUUUGCAUAGCAGAGAACAUAUUCAUAUGGAGUGUUUAUUGAUUUAUUUGGACACAGAGAGAGCAAUUACACGAGCAACAGUUGCAGUAUAACAACUCUUAAGAGACGUCUUACACUGCUGUAUGUCCAUAGUUAUCAUAUACCCUUUUCAGAGUCAUACUAUGGAUUACAGAAUGUUACCACAUCAUUAGUGUGGUAUAAUAAAAUAUUAAUGGAGGACUACA